Messenger RNA from Menidia menidia (Atlantic silverside), 564 nucleotides. Lineage: Eukaryota; Metazoa; Chordata; Actinopteri; Atheriniformes; Atherinopsidae. The record is from the annotation of a GenBank genome assembly.
UGCGGCUGGUAUUGGGGUCCGAUGAACUGGGAAGAUGCGGAGAUGAAGCUGAAGGGGAAGCCAGACGGUUCCUUCCUGGUCAGAGACAGCUCGGACCCUCGAUACAUCCUGAGCCUCAGCUUCAGAUCCCAGGGUGUCACGCAUCACACUCGCAUGGAGCACUACCGAGGGCUUCCACCCACUCCCGUUCAGCUGCUGUAUCCCGUGUCCCGCUUCAGCAAUGUGAAGUCUCUACAGCACCUCUGUCGCUUCUGCAUCCGACAGAUAGUCCGCAUCGACCACAUCCAAGAGCUUCCACUGCCCAGGUACACAGGUCCUUUUGGUAGUGAGACUGUUUCUCUAGUGGACGUGGACAUCUCACGGCGAGGGACGAACACACCGCACCCCCCCACGCCCCCCGCUCCUCCACGCCGAAGUCUCAGUCUCUUAGAUGACAUAGCGGGUCCUCAGCCAGGGCCUUUUAUAGUGAGUGUUAUGGGUGCCUCUUUGCAGUCCCUUCCUUUGCCUCUCCCUCCUCCUCCUCUUCCCUCCCACGCCACCAUCCAGCAUAGUCUCAGCCUCAAU